Molecule: messenger RNA, 2283 nt
Organism: Diatraea saccharalis (sugarcane borer)
Lineage: Eukaryota; Metazoa; Arthropoda; Insecta; Lepidoptera; Crambidae
Source: the annotation of a GenBank genome assembly
AUGUGUGUGUACUCCCUCACUGCGCGUACAGGUACUCCCCCAGCGGCUGCGGCAGGCGCGUGUACUCACUGCGCGUACAGGUACUCCCCCAGGCGCGUGUACUCACUGCGCGUACAGGUACUCCCACAGCGGCUGCGGCAGGCGCGUGUACUCACUGCGCGUACAGGUACUCCCCCAGGCGCGUGUACUCACUGCGCGUACAGGUACUCCCACAGCGGCUGCGGCAGGCGCGUGUACUCACUGCGCGUACAGGUACUCCCACAGCGGCUGCGGCAGGCGCGUGUACUCACUGCGCGUACAGGUACUCCCACAGCGGCUGCGGCAGGCGCGUGUACUCACUGCGCGUACAGGUACUCCCCCAGGCGCGUGUACUCACUGCGCGUACAGGUACUCCCACAGCGGCUGCGGCAGGCGCGUGUACUCACUGCGCGUACAGGUACUCCCACAGCGGCUGCGGCAGGCGCGUGUACUCACUGCGCGUACAGGUACUCCCCCAGGCGCGUGUACUCACUGCGCGUACAGGUACUCCCCCAGGCGCGUGUACUCACUGCGCGUACAGGUACUCCCCCAGGCGCGUGUACUCACUGCGCGUACAGGUACUCCCCCAGGCGCGUGUACUCACUGCGCGUACAGGUACUCCCCCAGGCGCGUGUACUCACUGCGCGUACAGGUACUCCCCCAGGCGCGUGUACUCACUGCGCGUACAGGUACUCCCCCAGGCGCGUGUACUCACUGCGCGUACAGGUACUCCCCCAGGCGCGUGUACUCACUGCGCGUACAGGUACUCCCCCAGGCGCGUGUACUCACUGCGCGUACAGGUACUCCCCCAGGCGCGUGUACUCACUGCGCGUACAGGUACUCCCCCAGGCGCGUGUACUCACUGCGCGUACAGGUACUCCCCCAGGCGCGUGUACUCACUGCGCGUACAGGUACUCCCCCAGGCGCGUGUACUCACUGCGCGUACAGGUACUCCCACAGCGGCUGCGGCAGACAGACGGCCAGCAGCGGCAGGUGGCGCACGCGGUCGGGCCGCACGCCGCCGUGGCAGCACACGAAGUCGCUGUUGUCUAUCGGGCCCGGCUCCGCCCACGUGUUGAACCUACAGUACACGACCCACUAUCACUCGUAAAACUCUCAACUCACAUUUCAUUGUUUGAAUAAAAAUUAAAUUUGCGAUAUUCUUAAUGAAAAAUGCUUAAAAAAUCCAUUUUAUCCCUUGGCAAUCUGAGAUGGGACUCGAACCCAUGACUUUUCGCAAUCCGGGCGACUGCUCCAACCCCUAAGCUACCUAACAAUACACCCGAACAGCCGAAAGAAUUAUUUUUACAAAUAUUUAAACUUUCGAUAAAGAUGAAAUUUUGUUAUAAUUAAUAAUAUGAUCAUUUUUGUAUUCAAUAAAAAAAGAAAUAGUCUAAAGUUUGGCAAUGGAACCCUCCGUAAAUAUUAUUGUAUCAUUAAUAUUAAUAAAUACGAGUGUACGGUUCCGACCGCACAUUGAACUGUAAUAAGUAGGUAACGCGCGUCAGCAAUAUUCGCCUGCUACUUUAUUCAUAAUUAUUUAAAAUGAUGUUUCGCAAUGUCUCUAAUAUUGAAGUAAAAGUUAGUAUUUUUCCGAUCGCCACACCAAUCGCGCGUAUCCACUCAUACCAUUUUACCAUACUUUCUACUACCAUUAUUUCACCAUAGUUUUACUUUUCUUUUCUAUAAUUUUAUUAGUAUAAAGAGACUCAGUGUUAAAAUAAGUUUAAGAACUUUGUUACUACAGUGACUAAAUAAAAUAUAUACUUUUUAUUAUUAUUGCCUACAAGUGACUUUUAUUAUAACUAUCUCAUCAAUAAGGUGUAUUCUCCGUACAACGAAUAUUUUGGCGAUAAAUUGAAAAUUGUCUGUGUUAUACCAGCAUGAAAUUAGAUAUAUUAUGACUUCCAAUAUCAUUUAAGUUAAUAAAGUUACAAUAGAUUUCGAAUAACCUUUCACAGUGAAACCUUAUCUCGUGCCGUUGUUUACUAGUUGAAUGAGUUCAAACAUGGUCGCACGGACGGACAUCUACAGUGACUACUCAAGUAAACAUUAAUGUUACGUGACGUAUGAUAGAGACUAACAAAAGAGUGACCUAUAAGCAAAUACGAACAAGCAUAGUCAUAGGUAUGAGUCAAGUGUACAAAAUCCUCUACGAACAUUUAGUGGCAGAAAACUUAGUGUCCGUUGGACACCUCUAAUUUGAUAGAGACCCAAAAAUUCCUUCGUGUUUCUUUAUUUAAUGGAGGUGACUUCGAAUGCUAA